AUGUUGAGGCAACACUUCUCGUACGAGCUGGUUCGCUACACGCAGGCCCCUCCCGCCUUGCUUCCCAAACAAGCGGAGGAGAGCAGGCCGGACUUCGCGUCGGAGCAGCUCCAGACGCGAUCCGGGACCGGGACCAGCCGGGCGGGCGGUGGCAAGAGCGAGCAGCAGCAGCUGCGGAGAAAGAUCAACAGCCGCGAGCGGAAGCGGAUGCAGGACCUCAACUUGGCCAUGGACGCGCUGCGAGAGGUGAUCCUGCCUUACUCGACGGCUCAUUGCCAGAGCUCGCCGGGGAGGAAGCUUUCCAAAAUCGCCACGCUGCUCUUGGCUCGGAAUUACAUUCUUUUAUUGGGUAGCUCCUUGCAAGAGCUCCGGAGAAUCAUUGGGGAGAUUAGCGGCUCCUCGGGUCCCAGGCUGCUGCUGGCUGGACUGCCUCUCUUCGCCGCCGCCGCCGCAGUGACCCCGGGCCCGGUGCUGCUAACGCCGGGCCCGGUGAGCCACCACCACCUGCACCACCACCACCACCACCCGGACAGGCUGCGACCGGCCAACAAAUACCUCUCGGCUGCAUUGGAGGAGCAGCAGUGCGGCCAAGUGCACGUAGCCGAUGGGGCGACCCUUUGCUCCUGCGCCGCUUGCAAAUUCCCUCACUUGUUUCCUUCCGCCUUCGGGGUGGCCGCUGUGCAGACGCAGUUUCCCAAAUGAGCCUGGCCCUUCCUGAGCUGAGGAGGGAUGGAGAUGGAGGGGGCCCAGCAGGCUACAACCCAAACGGCUGGGAGGACGGGGCCCGGAGGACUCGCGGAUCCUCGCGGCUUCUCCUAUUUUUAUUAUUCGGUCUGGAUGGAGCGACAGCUGGGGGCAGAGAGACCAGAAUGUUUAAGAUCCCGAAAAGGACGGAGUUUUUUGCACGUUUUCCUCUCAAAUCGGGUGUGCGAUCACUGGGAUGAAAGUCUGGUUUUGGCCCUCAGGUACAGAUUUGAAAGAGAGGGUGAGGAUGGGGCAAUUGUAUUAAAUAGAUCCAAAUAAAUAGUCCAACUCUAACCCAAGGUGGCCAUGUGAUGAAUGCAGCUUUGCGCAGGACAUGAAAUCAGUACGAAGCCUGUUAAAAUCUAUAAAAGAUUUCUUGGAAGACCAGGAGGGAAGAAGCUUUCCAUUGCUUGGUGCAGAUUGAAAGCAUUUCAGACAAAUGGCCGUCCAGCCUCUGACUGAGCACAUCCAGCAAAGGAGAGUCACAGCCCAUGGCAUUGGGUUCCGUUGUCAGACUGCUUUGUCAAUUGGAAUAACUUCCUGUAAUUGGACAUCUUAAUCUAUGUCCCACAUUCUGGUAUGCAGAGAACAAAUCAUUCUUCUAUGAGAGCCAUUUUCAGGCACUUGAAAAGUAUGAUUCUAACCAUCCUCUGUUAUUUCUGGUCUUAAAGGUGCCCAACUCUUUCAGGCUCUUCUUGUAAAGCAAGCAGGAUUCAUACUAGAGUAGUGACUUUUGGCAUCUAAUACAGCAAAGAGAGAAGUUUUCGAACACUUCAGCCAUGGCUUAGUGACAUUCAGAAAUGCCAUAAGAUUUUAGUUGAGAUCCUGGCUAAAUAUUCAGUGUUUGGAUAAUCUUGGUAAGAUUAUAAUAAUCUUGGUAAUACUGGGCACCUGUUCCAAUUUUUCAGAUUCUCUCUUAAAUGGCAGUGCCCAGAAACUGAUGAUACUAAGAAUGUAAUAUAACACUCUACUUCUGGGAUUUGAAAAACAAUUGCCUUUUCAGCAGCUAUGCCAACUGAUUGAUAUUUAGCAACUGAUUCCCCCAUUCGAUAUCUUGUAUUU
Ahaetulla prasina is the source of this 1806-nucleotide messenger RNA. RefSeq names its product oligodendrocyte transcription factor 1 (gene OLIG1). Bases 1 to 702 code for a protein of 233 amino acids. Gene Ontology annotation, molecular function: protein dimerization activity. NCBI's taxonomy places the organism in Eukaryota, Metazoa, Chordata, Lepidosauria, Squamata, Colubridae. The transcript has a single exon. The record is from RefSeq and is a predicted model, not a curated record.